CCCUUUUUUCUCUCAUUCGCUCUCAUUCUAACAAAGCUUUACCCUUUUUACUUUCUUUUUUUUUUUAUCUUAUACUUAUUCCUCUCCUUUCACUCUUUUCACACACACAUACAUCAUCUCUCUCUCUCUUUUUUUCUUAGGAAAUGGCAUCCUUGAUGAAUGAAAAUAACAACAGUCAAUCAUGGUCAAAUAAUAGUAGUGGUAUUCAGGAAAAUAAUAAUGAAAAUGAAAACACUACGAUGAAUGACAGUAACGAUGACAAUAAUAAUAAUGAUAACGUAACAAAUGCACAACCUGUUCGUAAAAGAACAAGAGCAACUGCUGACCAAUUGUCAGUAUUGGAAGAUACUUUUGCAGUCAAUGUUAGUCCAAACUCAAAAUUAAGAAAGCAAUUGGCCGAACAGUUGCAGAUGAGUGAAAGAUCUAUACAAAUUUGGUUUCAGAAUAGAAGAGCAAAAGUGAAGCAUAUGCAAAAAAGAGCACAGAUGCAAAUGCAUCAAGCUUCUAUUAGAGCCCAAUUGUAUCAGUAUCAUCAACAACAGCAGCAGCAAGGUUAUGCUCAACCCAUGAAUUAUUAUUACAAUCCUGUUACUGCUGUUAAUUAUCAUCAUCAUCCAAGCCGAAUUCUUAAUGCAAUCCCACGUGCUCAGAGCGUUGAUGCCAUUCAACACUAUCAUCGUCAGCAGCAGCUUUUUGUUCCUCCACCUCCUCCGCCUCCUGGUAUAUCUCCUUCUAAUUACAAUCCUACCAUGUUUUAUCCUGCGAUGGAUAUGUCACCAAUAUCAAGACAGAGCAUGCCACCUUAUGAUCUCAAUGAUAUUGGAUUAGAAUUUCCUGAAUAUCUAAAUGGUCCUUCUCCUUCACCAAGUCCUAUUCAGCCAAUGAAACCGUCCACCAUACCCACUUUGAUACCUGUACCUGAUGCAGGUCCGACUGCUGUAUUAGCAACAACAACAACAACAACAACAAAUACAAAUACAAAUACAACAACAAAAAUAAAUAAUAAAAAUAAUGACACUGCAAACAAAAGGACUUCAUCCGUGGAAGACACUUGGAUAUCUUCCCCAGAUUCUUCCAAUAACAACGAUGACAAGAAUAAUAAGAAUGCCACAUCAACAGACAGCAGUACGGUUGAUCCAUCAAAUUUACUCAUUACUGGUAAAGAACAAUCGACUAUUGUUAUAGAAGGCGACGAAGAAGAAGAACCUAAAGACCUAUACCUAAGUGCUACUACACUUACUAUUGGUACGUGGCACAGAUUAAGGAUGAGUGAAACAGACUUGGUUUGUGUUUAUCGACCAGAUACACGUACAUUUGCGUGGCAUAUUGUUGACGGAGGAUGUCAUUUUAAAAUGGAAGUAACGCAAGAUGCAGUGAGUAGUAUUGAAUAUAUUGUAAAUGGUGAACAUGAUGCGUUAGCAGAAGUUCAUUUUGAUAUAAGUGAGCCUCCACUCUUUUAUAUGGAGUCCACGACAGUAAAUACAACUAUUGAAGAAGACCCACAUGAUAAAAAAAAGAGAAAGGCUAGCAAUGCAAGCAUAAUUACACCAGUAUGGGUGCAGUGCUCUGACUUUACAGAGGGCAAGCAAGCAUCAAGAUUCUUUAGACAUACAUUAAAAGGUGUGCAGCAUCAUCUUAAACAAGAACUACUGGCCUUGAUACAAAACCAUGAAGAAACAAGACGACUUGUUCAUUUCAUUGAGCCACCAGCACCCUCUGCUGCCGCUGCCGCUGCUGCUGCUAAUAUUUAUCCCAUGGACUAUCCAACAGAUAUCGCUGGUUACUUAAACCCAGGCGUGUACUGGAAUAAUGGAGGUGGUAUUCCGAUUACUACAUCUGCUGGUAAUACGAAUGGUGGAACAUCAAGUAACAGUGAUCUAUUAUCCUGUGGUCUCUAUAUUAGUUAA
Messenger RNA from Rhizopus microsporus ATCC 52813, 1907 nucleotides. RefSeq lists its product as uncharacterized. The transcript is spliced from 2 exons. NCBI's taxonomy places the organism in Eukaryota, Fungi, Mucoromycota, Mucoromycetes, Mucorales, Rhizopodaceae. The coding region runs from base 144 to 1907 and encodes 587 amino acids. Gene Ontology annotation, molecular function: DNA-binding transcription factor activity, RNA polymerase II-specific; RNA polymerase II transcription regulatory region sequence-specific DNA binding. Gene Ontology annotation, biological process: regulation of transcription by RNA polymerase II; neuron differentiation. The record is from RefSeq and is a predicted model, not a curated record. Gene Ontology annotation, cellular component: nucleus.